This is a messenger RNA of Epinephelus lanceolatus (giant grouper), 2930 nucleotides long. It is a transcript of the gene masp1, whose product is annotated as MBL associated serine protease 1. Gene Ontology annotation, cellular component: extracellular region. The record is from RefSeq and is a predicted model, not a curated record. Gene Ontology annotation, biological process: complement activation; proteolysis. Lineage: Eukaryota; Metazoa; Chordata; Actinopteri; Perciformes; Serranidae. Gene Ontology annotation, molecular function: calcium ion binding; serine-type endopeptidase activity.
CUGCACGUAGCGCUGAAGUGCGCGAGGCUCCGCGAGUGGAGACACACAGAGAGAGAAACGGGGACAGAGGCAGACAGAGGAGCUGAGGUCUGUGCUGCAGAAUGAGUGCAUUGGCGUUGCUCCUCCUCCUCCUGGUGGUGGACGCUCAGCUGCUAUCGGAGAUGUACGGCAGCCUGCAGUCUCCAAACUUCCCGGAGCCGUAUCCGCGGGAGGCGGAGCUUUGCUGGAACAUAAGCAUCCCCGCCGGCUUCUUGGUGAAACUGUACUUCAGCCACUUCGAUCUGGAGCCGUCGUACAUGUGUGAGUACGACUACGUCAAGGUGGAGGCGGAGGGGGAGGUGCUGGCGUUGUUCUGUGGGCGGGAGGAGACGGACACGGAGACGGUGCCGGCUCAGCAGGUCAUCACGUCGCCCAGGAACUCCCUCAGCGUCAUCUUCCGCUCCGACUUCUCCAACGAGGAGCGAUACUCUGGAUUCAUGGCUCACUACAGCGCUGUGGACAUGGACGAGUGCAGCGAGCACAGUGAUGAAGACCUCCUCUGUGAUCACUUCUGCCAUAACUACAUCGGAGGAUACUACUGCUCCUGUCGCUAUGGUUACCUGCUUCACUCUGACAACCGCACCUGCAGAGUGGACUGCAGUGACGGUGUGUUCAGGGAACGCUCCGGCAUUCUGAGCAGCGUAGAUUUCCCAUCUCCGUACCCGAAGAGCUCAGAGUGUUUGUACCGCAUUGAGGUGGAGCCAGGCUUCAGGCUCCGCCUCCAGUUCGACCCUGUCUUUGACGUGGAGGACCACCCCGAUGUCAACUGCCCCUACGACCAUGUCAAGAUUACAGCCGGAGGCCGUCACUUCGGUCCGUUUUGCGGAGAUCGUUCUCCAGGUGAGAUCCAGACCGAAAGCAACACCGUCACCGUCGUCUUCCACAGCGACAACUCCGGAGAGAACCUGGGCUGGAGGAUCACAUACACGUCUAUAGGAAGUACGUGUCCUGCACCUGAAGUCCCGCCCAACGCUGUGCUGACCCCCGUCCAAUCAGAAUAUUCCUUCAGAGACCACAUCCUCUUCACCUGUUCACCUGGAUACACACUGCUGAAGGACGGAGAGACUCUGGAUCAUUAUCAGAUGGACUGUCAGUCAGACGGCUCGUGGAGCAGCAGCAGCCUGCCUCUCUGUCAGAUGGUGGAUUGUGGGAGUCCGACGGCAGUUGCCAUGGCCGAUGUGAUGUUUGGUAGUCAUGACAACAGCACCCUCUUUGGAUCGACGAUUCACUACGUCUGCAGGGACGAAGCCUUCCAGCUCAACGCCAGCAACAGUUCCUACAGCUGUGGGCCGACUGGAGAGUGGAUCAGCUCAGAGUCAGGAGCCAGACUGCCCACCUGUCUGCCAGCCUGCGGCCGGACGUCCCGCUCCCUCCCCCCUCAGGUGAAGCGGAUCGUUGGCGGUCGCGGUGCCGAGCCUGGCCUGUUCCCAUGGCAAGUCCUGCUCAGUGUGGAGGAUCUGUCCCGGGUCCCAGAGGACCGCUGGUUCGGGUCCGGGGCCCUGCUGUCCCCAUCUUGGGUCUUGACGGCCGCCCACGUCCUCAGGUCCCAGAGGAGGGACACCAGCGUCGUCCCUGUGGCCCCUGAACACGUCAAGGUGUUCCUGGGUCUCCAUGAUGCUGGAGACAAACGUCUGGCAACCAACCGCUCAGUGGAGGAAAUCUUCCUCCAUCCAGAGUUCCAACCAAACAACUACAACAACGACAUCGCCCUGCUGAGGCUGAAGGAGCGGGUGGAGUUUACUGAGUUCAUCCGUCCAGUCUGUCUGCCUCCGCCUCACAGCCAGGAUGCCCUGCCCUCACCUCUCCCUAACUCUCUGGGUGUAGUUGCUGGUUGGGGAAUUUCCAACAUCAAUGCCUCCUCCCCCUCUGGUGACCCCCCCAUGCUGACCUCUGACCUUGGGAUGACCUCUGAUCUCCUGCAGUACGUGAAGCUGCCGGUGGUUUCUCAGGACGAGUGUCAGGCGAGCUAUACCUCGCGCUCUGUCAGCUACAACAUCACGGACAACAUGUUCUGCGCCGGCUUCUUCGAGGGUGGGCGGGACACCUGCCUGGGGGACAGCGGGGGGGCGUUUGUAAUGGAGGAUGGGGUCAGCCGGAGGUGGGUGGUGUUUGGGUUGGUGUCCUGGGGCGGGCCGGAGGAGUGUGGGAGUCAGAGGGUGUAUGGAGUCUACACCCGAGUGGAGAAGUAUGUGGAGUGGAUACAGAUGCAGCUCCAGGCUGCCCCCUGGUGGUAAGACCAACAUAAUACUGCCCCCUGGUGGUAAGACCAACAUAAUACUGCCCCCUGGUGGUAAGACAGACAUCAUGCUGCCCCCUGGUGGUAAGACAGACAUCAUGCUGCCCCUAGUGGUAAGACCGACAUAAUGCUGCCCCCUGGUGGUAAGACAGACAUCAUGCUGCCCCUGGUGGUAAGAAAGACAUCAUGCUGCCCCCUGGUGGUAAGACCGACAUAAUACUGCCCCCUGGUGGGAAGACAGACAUAAUACUGCCCCCUGGUGGUAAGACAGACAUCAUGCUGCCCCUGGGGGUAAGACCGACAUCAUGCUGCCCCCUGGUGGUAAGACCGACAUAAUACUGACGCCUGGGGGUAAGACAGACAUAAUACUGCCCCCUGGGGCUAAGACCGACAUAAUGCUGCCCCCUGGGGGUAAGACCGACAUAAUGCUGCCCCCUGGUGGUAAGACAGACAUCAUGCUGCCGCUGGUGGUAAGACAGACAUAAUGCUGCCCCCUGGUGGUAAGACAGACAUAAUACUGCCCCCUGGUGGUAAGACCGACAUCAUGCUGCCGCCGCGUGGUAAGACAGACAUCAUGCUGCCCCCUGGUGGUAAGACCGACAUCAUGCUGCCCCCUGGUGGUAAGACAGACAUCAUGCUGCCCCCUGGUGGUAAG